This is a messenger RNA of Nicrophorus vespilloides, 610 nucleotides long. Its product is annotated as von Willebrand factor D and EGF domain-containing protein-like. The record is from RefSeq and is a predicted model, not a curated record. The transcript is spliced from 2 exons. The annotation marks the transcript as partial. Lineage: Eukaryota; Metazoa; Arthropoda; Insecta; Coleoptera; Silphidae.
AUGUCCAUCCUCCCGAUAGUUGCAGCUGUGCUUUUAGUGCACUCCAUGUGUUGCGUCCAAGCUUUGUGCGGCGAUGGUGAGUGUUGCGAGGGAUACGCAAACCAAAACGGAACUUGCACGCCGAUCUGCAAGAAACCGUGCAAAUUCGGGAUUUGCGUAGCGCCGGAUUUGUGCGAAUGCAACGAUGGUUACGAGAGCAGCCAGGAUGGAAGAUCUUGUCUUCCCGUGUGCACCGAAACUUGCGUGAACGGAAGAUGCAUGUCUCCAGGGAAAUGCAUGUGCACGAUGGGAUUUUAUGCGGACGCGAAGAAUCCUAACAUCUGCUACAGGCAAUGCACGAAUCGGCCGAUUCGAGGACAAAUUAGAUGGUGCGGCUGUAGCUCAGGUUAUUCCAAGCAGGAGGAUUCGAAGAGUUGUGUACCAGUUUGCAAGAAGCCGUGCGUUGAAGGAUUCUGCGGAUCGCCAGAUACUUGCGUCUGUAAACUGGGUUAUAAGAAGAAUCCUAAGAACAAGUUUGAAUGUGUUCCAACAUGUAAAACGCCUUGUGAAAAUGGGAGAUGUACAGGUUUCAAUACGUGCACGUGCAACGAAGGAUUCGAAACGGAUUCUG